Chelonoidis abingdonii (Abingdon island giant tortoise) is the source of this 1164-nucleotide messenger RNA. It is a transcript of the gene LRRC19, whose product is annotated as leucine rich repeat containing 19. Gene Ontology annotation, biological process: interleukin-8 production; positive regulation of non-canonical NF-kappaB signal transduction. NCBI's taxonomy places the organism in Eukaryota, Metazoa, Chordata, Testudines, Testudinidae. Gene Ontology annotation, molecular function: signaling receptor activity; protein binding. Gene Ontology annotation, cellular component: plasma membrane. The record is from RefSeq and is a predicted model, not a curated record.
AGGAAACACACAACUAUACAUAUGCUCUCUCAGAAAAAAACAGAAAGUUUGAACAUGAAAAUCCCUUGGCUUAUGAUCUGGAUUGGAGCACUAUUUUCCAAUCCAGUCAUGACUGACUGCAAUAUUACUUCUCUUUCUGUCACUUGUGAGGAAUCUGCAAAGAAUUACUCUUCUAUCCCUACCUCCCUAAGUAAAAAUGUUACUAAAUUGUAUCUUAGCAAUAACAACAUUACUUUAAAUGAUACUGACAAAAAGGUUCUGCAGCUAUUUAUUAACUUGACUGAACUCUAUCUGAAUGAAAAUGCCAUUACUGUGCUACAUAAUAAUACCUUCUGCAAUCUGUCAGAACUCACAAUUCUAGAUAUUAGUAGUAAUUAUAUCAGUACAAUUGAACAGGCUGCAUUUAAAGGCCUAAAUCAACUAUCUAUAUUGUAUCUAAAUCAUAACAAAAUAUCCCAGUUGGAUUCUGACCCAAUUACAUCGCUAAAAAAACUGAUGAUUUUGAGUCUACAGGACAAUUUGUUGAAGUACUUUGAUGUAAAAGCGUCAUUUAAACUGAUUACUUUAAAUGGAAAUCCAUGGAAUUGUUCCUGUGGCCUGCUCAGUUUACAGAAAUGGUUGAAUACCUCAAAUGUGACAAUGGAACAUGAAAAUGACACUCUGUGUGCAUAUCCAGAUGUCUGGAACAAAUCUUCUAUCAAGACAGCACCUAUCCAAAAAGCUGAUUGUGACUCAAGAGGUUCUAUAGCAAUCACUACACCUUCCACAUCUGCCAUUUUAACAUCCUCUCUCAACUCUUCAAACAACAAUAUCAGGAGCAAUGCAUCACAUCCAGGUUCCCCACCUCUUGGCAAAACUUGGGUCUUUCUGCUGGGUGUUCUGGUGUUUGUCCUAAGCACUUCACUACUGAUUUUUUUUGUCACAAAAUUCCCACUGUGGUACGUCUACUUGAUCAGCUACAAUCACCGUCGUCUGAAAGAAUAUGAACCAGAAAUGUCUGACAAGGAGUUCACAACUGAUCUGAGCACUUUUCCAUCAAUAUCAAAUACCAAUGAGCAAGAUUCCAUUGCAGUAUUUGAACAAACUCACACAUUUGUACUUGACGAGGAUGGCUUUAUUGAGGACAAAUAUAUAGAUGACCCUGGAUUAACUGAAGAGGUCUAA